UUGAUAUGGAUGAAAGAGUCUUACUUUCCGUUCUGAUCACAGGAAUCAGACUAACUCAAAUCGUAUUCGCUGAUUGUCCAAAUACAGUACAUCCUAGAAUCAAGGGUUUCGGACCAGACUGUAGAUAUAGAUGUAACUGUAAGGACAAUGUACAGUGUGACUUAGUAACUGGUGAUUGUCAAAAUGGUUGCUUGUUCGGAUGGAUGGGACCAGGAUGCCAAUAUCGGAAUCUUGUAACCGCAUCUAUUGGUACUGAACAAAACUAUAGAGCGCAGGUCGUAUCCCACUCGGCAGAAAAAGCAAUAGAUGGAGAUAUGAACACAUGCAGCAGUACAGGCUCUGGACGACUUGGAGACACAACACAACAAUGGUGGCGUCUUCUAUUAUCGACUGAGUUUUAUAUCGUUGGAUUAGUAAUCAGGAUUCGGGACUCAGAUAAAGCAAAUUUCCGAGGAUUUUCUGUAGAAAUAGGAAACACUACCAAUAACUUUGAGGUCUGCUAUCAACACGGAGCCGGUACCGACGGAGAAAUUGUUAUGAAUGUGAAUUGUGUGCGACCAAUUAUUGGCAAGAUAGUGGAAAUCAAACUUGAAGAAAAUAUACCACAGCCUUUAGUUCUGUGUGAGGUGGAACUAUUUGGAGGUCGCCUUGUUUCGUUCAAUAGGCAUACUUCAAUAGAAUCCGUUCUAAUAUAUAAUGGUAGAUGGAAUGCUUCGUAUGCCGUAGACGGAAGGCCAAUGCUGCUUUGCAGUGAAAAUCAGGAUAAUAAGUCGAAGAGAACUUGCAGUGCAACAGUGCGAUCUGCUUCGAAUAAAGAAAAGUGGUGGAAUGUACAUUUAGAUACAUUCUAUGACAUCCAAGGAAUCAGCUUCUUUGGUCGAUUAGAUUAUGGAACAAGUCAGUAUAAAUCGUACAAAAUACUGGUCGGUAGUUAUAGCUCUCAAACAAAUCUUAUAUUCACUGACAAUGGGUUUGGAAACAGACGACAAGAUUAUAACCCUAAAUCAAGAAACUUCACGAGACCCUUCCUUGGUAGCUUUGUACAAGUUGAAAGAUUUGGGGAGACUCUGGUAUUAUGUGAAUUAGAAGUAUAUGCAGAAUGCCCCCUAGGAAGAUGUGGUUGGGAAUGUAAUGAAACCUGUAUGUGCAACAGUCAGACAACCGGGCAACACAAGAUUCGGGGCAUAUGUCCAUAUGGAUGUAGCGGAAGAUGGAGUGGCCAUAACGGAACGUGUAAUAUCGAAUGUUCCGAAACGACAUGGGGACCAUACUGUAAUCAAACAUGCGGUCAAUGCAAGAACAACAAUCUAUGCAGUGUAUCUAACGGCAAGUGUCCAGAUUCGUGUAAGCCUGGAUUUAUUCCUCCUUUAUGUAUACAUGCAGCACAAUCAAACGAGCAGCAUGGACCGUCAUUUACUGUUGGCAUUAUCAUCGGUUCCGUUGUUGCUGCUGUUGUCUUCAUCGCACUGACUCUCAUUAUUAGUGUUAUCAUCAUUCGGAAAAGGAGACCGAUAAGAAAAACAGACCAAAAUGUCUCUUCAAAUCCAGAUUCUCGUAGUGGAGCUCGAGAUGAAAGCGAGUACAAUACGUUAGAUCCUAACCGCGUGGACGGAAACCAGGAGAUGUACUACUCCGAACUCAGAAAUUAUGAAAGUGUUGAGUGAAUAAGUAGACGGAAUAUGAAUAUAUAAUCCAGAUGAAACAGUGUCUCGUGCAUAAUGAUAUCUAUUUUAUAUUAUGAUAAGUUUAAACAAUAUUUAUUUCAAUUUAUAUAUACAUACAUUCAUUACUAACAACAAUAUAUCAUCAUGUUUAAGAAGAUAGUCAAAAGACUUUAAAUCAUUAUCAUGUAAUAUAGUUUUGGACAGAAUGAGUGCAACAAACAAAACAAAUAUGUAAUGAAUAUAGUAAGACAAAAAUCUAUGAAAUGAAUAAAUAGAGUGGAUUUAUGUUAAGGUACUCAAAUGAAUUUAAUGAAAAAUAAGACAACUUUAGUGUUGUAAGAAUUGAGAUUACUCUUAAAUAUUUGAAGACUGCCUGUGUUUUACACUCUAUAGGUAGCUGAUUUCACUUGUUGAUGGUAGAGGGAAGGAAUGCGUUAAAUAAAACUGAGUGUUACAAUGUUUAUUUCUAGUGCUUGGGCAGUUUCUGAAACUAUUGAAGUUGACGUAUGCAAUAUUCUGAGGGACUAAAGUUGGAAAACAGAGAGAAAUUGGUAUUUACCAUUAAAUGGUGUUUACGUUUUCCAGCUUAAAGAGUUUCAAUAUUUGUCUCUUCAUAAAGGUUUGAGAAAAUAAUUGUUUGAAGGGACUUCCUAUCUAGAAUAAAGGUAUAUCAAUAUUUUGAUAAUUAUUACUGAAAACUUCUAUCGUUAACGGAAUCGGUGUAAACAUUAUCAUAUCCGUAUCUAUUAUCACCAUCUAUAUCAUCAUUUAAAUCAUUUAAUGUUUUCAUCCGAAUCCUCAUCAUCACUACCAUUUAAAUAAACAUAUAUAUGCAUAUAUUACAAUCACUUUAGUUUCUUGUUUUUAUAAUUAUGCAUUAUGCGUACAUAUAUUCAUCAUUAUGUUUAACAUCAUACAAUUUUUUCAUUCAUCAUAAUAAUAUAUGCAAUACAUUUUUGAUACAGAAAUAAACGUAUACAAUUCAUCUGUGUAUGUUCGUUAGCCAUGUUUUGUAUUUCAUUAUAUAAGUACUUUUAUAUACAAUAUGUUAUAAUGUUUCGUCGUCUCACACUCGUAUCUGAAAUUAUAAGGAAGGCAUCAAUAAAUUAUAUUUCAUCAAUAUUUAAAAUCUACCAUUUAUUUUAGUAUUGUUAGGGAAAUUGUUUAGGUAGGUCUACACGUUCGAAUCGAUUUUUUUCUAAAAUGUAAAAUUUGAUUAAACUCUGAACUCAAAACUUCAGAAUACACUAAGAAAUUUCAGCAAAUAAAACAAAGAUAGGGUCGUGUGUUUCAUAUUUUGCUUGACUGAUUUGAAGACUUCUGACCUCACGCAACUUUUCAUAAUGAGAGUCUAUCUGAAAUUCAUACCUUUCAUAACAUUUUUGCAAAUUUUUCUACGAAGUAGAUUUUAACGAAAAUUCUCACAGUUGUAAAUAAACAUAUGUUCUGUAACGUGGUGGAAUAAAAUGUAUAGGUCUG
Messenger RNA from Mercenaria mercenaria, 3143 nucleotides. RefSeq lists its product as uncharacterized. The record is from RefSeq and is a predicted model, not a curated record. The coding region runs from base 6 to 1664 and encodes 552 amino acids. Lineage: Eukaryota; Metazoa; Mollusca; Bivalvia; Venerida; Veneridae. The transcript is spliced from 11 exons.